Molecule: messenger RNA, 1905 nt
Organism: Tachysurus vachellii
Lineage: Eukaryota; Metazoa; Chordata; Actinopteri; Siluriformes; Bagridae
Product: urea transporter 2-like
Exons: 10
Coding region: 16-1434 (472 amino acids)
Biological process (GO): urea transmembrane transport
Cellular component (GO): membrane
Molecular function (GO): urea transmembrane transporter activity
Source: RefSeq, a predicted model, not a curated record
AAAAAAUCUGGCUUUAUGACACAACUUUCACAGGGUAUUUUAGAGAAUAUCUCAGGUUUCCACAGAAUAUCCAUUACUGAACAGUCUAAGGAGCUUCAACCCCUCAUGGCUGACACAGUUCUACAGACAGAAGCACUAAAGAAGUCACAGCUACAGCAGAAUGGGCAGCAAAACUCACAAGCUGAGUCAACUAAUGCUCAGAAGAUCAAAGCCAAACUCACACGCUUUGUGUCAUACUUCUCUGGGGAUAUGGCUCUUUUUGGCAAGUGGAUGAAAGGACAGUGCAUAGUGCUUCAGAUUUUCGAUUGGGUAUUGAGAGGUGCAGCACAGGUCAUGUUCAUAAAUAACCCCAUAAGUGGACUGAUCAUCUUUGCUGGACUGAUCCUCCAGAACAGAUGGUGGGCUCUCAAUGGCUUUGUGGGCACAAUCUUUGCUACAAUCUCGGCUCUCAUUCUCAGACAAAAUAGAGGGGCAAUCGCAGCAGGCCUGUAUGGAUACAAUGGAAUCCUGGUUGGUCUUUUAAUGGCUGUCUUCUCCAAUGCAGGUGACUGGUACUGGUGGCUUCUGCUGCCCAACAUCUUCAUGUCAUUGGCAUGCCCAAUCGUGUCCAGUGCCCUGACCUCCAUCAACAGUCGGUGGGAUCUGCCAGUCUUUACCCUGCCUUUUAACAUCCUGGUGUGUCUUCAUAUGGUAGCUACAGGCCACUACAACCUCCACUUCCCCCAGGUUCUCAUCCAGCCAAGAAACUCCUUCUCCAACAUUACAUGGUCUGAGCUGGAUUAUGCUUUGCUCUUCCGCUCCGUUCCUGUGGGCAUUGGGCAGGUCUAUGGUUGUGACAAUCCUUGGACAGGAGUCAUAUUCAUUGUGGCCCUGUUCAUUUCUUCACCAAUAACUUGUGCACAAGCUGUUAUUGGUUCAGCUAUUGGGAUGGUGUCAGGUCUCGCUCUUGCAACACCAUUCCAGAGCAUUUACUCUGGACUGUGCGGAUACAACUGUGUCUUGGCUUGCAUUGCUAUUGGUGGAAUGUUCUAUGCACUCACAUGGCAGGUCCAUCUCCUGUCUAUAGUCUGUGCAUUUUUCUGUGCAUAUCUUGGCUCCGCAAUUGACAAUUUGAUGGCUACUUUCGGACUUCCAGCAUGCACUUGGCCCUUCUGCUUGUCGGCCCUUACGUUCCUCUUGAUCACCACGGACACAAAUACAAUCUACAAGCUGCCUCUUAACCAAGUUACCUACCCAGAAAAAAACCUCGUGUUCUACUGGAAGAUGAAGAAGGAGGAGAAGGCUAAAAAAAAGCAGAAGGAAGUCAAAAACAAAAUGUUGCUAGAGGAGGAGAAAGAGGCACAAAGGCUCAAAGACACCGAGUUAAGUAGAGGGCAGCAUUCGGAAAACAUGCCCAUUGCUGGAAUCACAGAGAUCUACACUACUACACUGUAAUUAGCUAAAAUAUGAAUCAGCACAUCGUAGAGUAACUUUCACUUAUACAUAGAACAAUGCACAAUAGUUUAGGUUUCCUCCCAGGAAUGAACUAAUGAGAAAACACUUAAAUUGUUGAAUAUAUGACGAUGAUAUUUUGGAUGUAAAAUGAAUGUCUGUAUAGAUGUGGAAAUUACCAAAACAACUUUAUGUUUAAAAAAAAUAUGUUUAAAAUUUAAAACUUUAUGUUUAACAAAAUUAUGUUUAAUUAGCCAAAACAGUCAGAGACGCAGAAAUGCCCAUCCUCCACUGAGCUACAGUACAUGGGCACAAUCUCGGCAUCUCUACUGAAUGCAGCGUCUAAGCAAUAGCUAUAAACACAGUAUAGAAUAAGAGAAUAAUCUUUUUACCCACUCACUACACUCAGUAUCACCUCCUAAUAAUCUCACAGUGGUAAGCAUGUAGGACUGUAUAAGGUGAUACUGAUAUUUC